Messenger RNA from Juglans regia (Persian walnut), 2149 nucleotides. Its product is annotated as inositol-tetrakisphosphate 1-kinase 1-like. The transcript has a single exon. The coding region runs from base 196 to 1260 and encodes 354 amino acids. The record is from RefSeq and is a predicted model, not a curated record. Gene Ontology annotation, biological process: inositol trisphosphate metabolic process. Gene Ontology annotation, cellular component: cytoplasm. Gene Ontology annotation, molecular function: magnesium ion binding; inositol-1,3,4-trisphosphate 5-kinase activity; inositol-3,4,5,6-tetrakisphosphate 1-kinase activity. Lineage: Eukaryota; Viridiplantae; Streptophyta; Magnoliopsida; Fagales; Juglandaceae.
CUGCCAUUUUUCUUUCUCACCGAAACUCUUCUGUUGUCGAGAACUCUACGGAAACCACAUUAAAGAUCGCCGUUACGAAUUUGUAAAAGCCUAAAAAGACUCCUCUCGAAUCUUUACCUUUCUUUCUUUUAUGUGUGCGUUUUCACAUUUGCUGAUUUUCUGGUGUUGGUGUCGUCUAUACGGGAAUCAUCACCGAUGGCGGAAGCUGAACGGUGCAGGUUUAGUGUAGGUUAUGCUUUGGCCCCCAAGAAACAAAGCAGCUUCAUCCGAGACUCCCUCCUUGUUCUUGCUAGGUCUCACGGCGUCGAUCUUGUCCACAUCGACCCCACCCGCCCCCUCGUCGAUCAGGGCCCCUUGGACUGCGUGCUCCACAAGCUGUACGGAGAUGACUGGAAUCGGCAGCUCACAGAGUUCCGCCACCGUUACCCUAAUGCGGUCAUCGUCGACUCCCCCCACUCCAUCGAGCGCCUCCACAACCGAAUCUCCAUGCUACAGUUCGUUUCGGAGCUUAGGAUCGAGUCCCCGAACGAGACGUUCGGUAUCCCCAAGCAAAUCGUCAUCUACGACAAGGAAACCCUCUUCGAUAGGCAAGCCUGGGAGAGCCUUAAGUUCCCUGUAAUCGCGAAGCCCUUGGUUGCCGACGGCAGCGCCAAAUCGCACAAAAUGAACUUGGUGUUCAACCACGACGGUCUCAACGAGCUCAAGCCCCCGAUCGUCCUCCAAGAAUUCGUGAACCACGGCGGGGUUAUCUUCAAGGUCUACGUCGUCGGCGUGUACGUCAGGUGCGUGAAACGCAAGUCGUUGCCGGACAUCUCGGAAGAGAAUUUGGGUACUGUCUCUGAAAGCGUAUUGUCGUUUUCGCAGGUAUCGAAUAUCGCUACCAACGAAAAGGUCGACGGUAAAUACUACAAGAUGAUGCAUUUUGACGACACCGAAAUGCCGCCGCAGCGUUUUCUCACUGAUGUCGCCGACGGGUUGCGGCGCGCCAUGAAAUUGAACCUGUUUAACUUCGACGUCAUUCGGGACGCGAGGUUUGGGAAUCGCUACCUUAUAGUUGAUAUCAAUUACUUUCCCGGGUAUGCAAAAAUGCCGUCUUACGAGACCGUAUUGACGGAUUUUUUCUUGGAUGUGGUUAAUAAGAGAAAGGAGAUAGUGUAUAGUUGUGACGAAGUUAUGACAAAGAUCGUCAGCAAUACUUUUUGCAGUGAUGAAGAUGAAAUUGGCCGGAAAGAUCGGACGGAUAGUUCGAUUAAAUUCUGACUUAAAUGUAAAGAAAAUAACCCCGUGAAUUGGUUGAAGGGAGUAAGUUGGUAGUAUUGAGUUUAGGUAGGAGAUGGCUUUGGCACAGUAGGGAAAUGAUUAGGUUUCGAUGAUGGGUUUUAGAUUUUUAGGUUUCGAUGACAGCAAUUGCAUAUUGUUUCAUGUUGAUGAUUUAUAUUCCUUCCGCAGUUUUACUCUGGAGAUAGGUACUAAUUUCUGUAAUACUCUUGAAGGCUUUAGGGAACUUCAAAGUUGUACAGGCUUCGAGUCUUUGCUUGAAAAACUGAUCUUACCUGGUGACUUUGGCACCUUUAAUGAAUGAAAUUCGUCAUUUUGUGCAUUGGAGUUCCCUCUCAAUUCGCUGGGGUUUCUUGCCCUUUUCUUUCUUUCUUUUUCGUUGAAUAGUUAGGCUGUCGGUUUGUCAAUUUUGUGCCUUUAUUGGCAAGAUGUUUCAAGUUUUUUUGUGGGGCUUUGUAUUUAAAAGUUGGGGCUUAGAUUUCUUUCAUUUUCAUAUUAUUUUUAGAAAGAAACUAUGGAAGAUGAGGUUUCGGUACUUAAUUCAUUCAAUGGGUAUGUCGAUUCACAUGCGAGUCAAAGCAAAACUACACUGGCACUAGGAUAAAACUGGAGGGUUGCUGAGGUUCAUCUUCUCACCGCGUUCACAAUUAAUUAUAGACAUGGAGGCCGAAACUGCAAUUGGCAGUGGGCAGCAUCACCUAUGGGCUUCUUGGUUCACUAAUUCGUGUGGCUUCAUGGUCAGCUAUUGAUGUCUGUGCCAUACUGCCAUAAAUAAUUGGGCAGAUGGUCACUGUAUUGAAAGAGCAGAGUUGAUGAAAGCCAAUCAUUUCUGCUUAGAGGCAGGACAAUUGUGUAUAUUGUCUCUUUUGAA